This is a messenger RNA of Cladophialophora psammophila CBS 110553, 2424 nucleotides long. RefSeq lists its product as uncharacterized. The record is from RefSeq and is a predicted model, not a curated record. The transcript is spliced from 2 exons. NCBI's taxonomy places the organism in Eukaryota, Fungi, Ascomycota, Eurotiomycetes, Chaetothyriales, Herpotrichiellaceae. Gene Ontology annotation, cellular component: vacuolar transporter chaperone complex; fungal-type vacuole membrane. Gene Ontology annotation, biological process: polyphosphate metabolic process; microautophagy; vacuolar transport. The coding region runs from base 1 to 2424 and encodes 807 amino acids.
AUGAAGUUUGGCCAGCAGCUCCGCCAGUCUCUUAUCAAGGACUAUUACUGGCAUUAUAUUGCCUAUGACGACCUGAAAGCCGCCCUCAAGAAACCUUUCAUCAAUGGCAAAAGUGGCCAGCGAGAACCCUGGACCGACGACGACGAGGCCAACUUCAUUCGCCUGCUAGAGGCCGAGCUCGACAAGGUCUUCACUUUUCAGAAGCUCAAGAGCCAGGAGAUCAUAUCGAGAAUAAAGGCUGCUGAGGCUGAGGUGAAGCAGGUUGUGGAACGGCAAGAUCGCCAAAACCACAAUGGCUAUGAGCCCGACGAGGAGCUCGAGAACGAUUUCGAUCUGUUGGAAGCCGACCUUUCCGACAUCAUCGCCGACGUCCAUGACCUGGCCAAAUUCACCCAGCUGAACUACACGGGUUUCCAGAAGAUCAUCAAGAAGCAUGACAAGCAGACCCAGUUGAUCCUGCGUCCUUCGUUUGCCACCCGUCUCAAGGCAAAACCCUUCUUCCAAGACAACUAUGAUGCCUUCAUCGUCAAGCUUUCCAAGCUCUACGACCUUGUCCGGACGCGCGGCAACCCGGUAAAAGGAGAUAGUGCCGCCGGUGGCUCCCAGCAGAACUUCGUCCGUCAAACAACCAAAUACUGGGUCCACCCAGACAAUAUUACCGAGCUGAAGCUCAUCAUUCUCAAACAUUUACCUGUCCUGGUCUUCAAUCCAAACAAGGAGUUUGAAGAGAAGGAUUCUGCCAUCUCAUCCAUCUACUAUGACAACUCGGAAACAUGGGAGCUAUACAUGGGUCGUCUCAAAAAGACCGAGGGCGCAGAGGCCAUCCGUCUUCGUUGGUACGGCGGCAUGGAAAACGAGACUAUCUUUGUUGAGAGAAAGACUCAUCGGGAAGAUUGGACGGGCGAAAAGUCUGUCAAGGCUCGUUUCACCCUGAAAGAGAAGAACGUCAAUCCCUUUUUGGCUGGGACAAUGACGGUUGAGGAAGUCUUCGCAAAAAUGCGAAAAGAGGGAAAGAAGAGCAUCAAGGAAAUUGAAGACCUCGAACAACUCGCUCGAGAAAUUCAGUACCGCGCCAUCAGCCGGAAACUCGUCCCGGUGACCAGGUCGUUCUACCACCGCACAGCAUUUCAGCUUCCAGGUGACGCCCGUGUGAGAAUCUCGUUGGAUACCGAGUUGACCAUGGUCCGGGAAGAUAACCUUGACGGCAGACAACGCGCCGGCAAGAACUGGCGUCGGAUGGACAUCGGCAUUGACUGGCCCUUUCCCCAGCUGCCGCCGGAAGAUGUUGAACGGUUCCCCUACGCCGUCCUAGAAGUCAAACUGCAGACCCAAGCUGGUCAAGAGCCACCUCAAUGGAUUCGUGACUUGACAGCGAGUCAUCUUGUCGAAGCUGUUCCCAAGUUUUCAAAAUUCAUUCAUGGCACCGCCACCCUUUUUCCAAGUCGCAUCAAUCUGCUGCCAUUUUGGUUCCCUCAGAUGGACGUCGACAUUCGGAAACCGAUCACCCAUCGUUUCGGCAUUGAACGACCCGCAAAUACAGCGAGCUACUCCACCAGCGAUAUCGACGAGGACGAGUAUGAUUCAGAUGACGCAGCAGUGGAGGCUCAGACGACCGGAAAGACAACGCCCAUGUUCGACGGCUCACAGGACACCGAAGAUGAAGGGACAAGGCGCUUGAAGGCUGCACGGCAAGCGCUCGACGAACAUACUCGGGCCCAGGACCGAGACGCCAUGGAAGAGGGCUACACGGCGCCGGGGAACUCAUUAGACGUAGAAGAAAGGGUGGCUGCGAUGCCUGUCUCUGCCGAGUAUCUAUAUGAUUCGGAAGAAGAAGACGCCGAAGACGAGCUAGAACAAGCUCGACAGUCCAAAUCCUGGAAAUACUACCCUUUGCUUUUGAAACACCACGCCCAUCUGGUUGGGGACCGUGUUCUCAACCUCAUUCACAAAAUCCCCACGAGUACCCCCUUGCCACAGAACGGAGGCGUUGCUGGCGGCAGAAACCAACUUACGGGCCAAGUGCAAGUCAAACUCUUCAAGGCUCCCAGAGGCAAACGCAUCCAUGUGCCCGUCCGGGUGGAGCCCAAGGUCUACUUUGCCGCAGAACGCACAUUCCUCUCGUGGCUAGAAUUUAGCAUCAUCAUCGGCUCCAUUGCCGCCGCGCUUUUGAACUUUGGAGACAAUGUGAGCCUGAUUUCUGCCUGGGGGUUCACCAUUGUCGCGUGCGCUGCGUUGAUAUAUAGUGUCAUCAUUUAUUAUCUGCGGGUGCAGAUGAUUCGCAAGAGGAGGGCCAAUGUCUCAAGGUACUAUGAUAAGUAUGGGACGACGGCGUUGUGUUUGGGGUUAUUGGCCGCAACAGCAGUCACAUUUGUCUUUAGGAUCAAGGAGAACGGAUGGUUCCAGCUGCCAGGUGACCAGGGGUAA